Messenger RNA from Lodderomyces theae, 2385 nucleotides. RefSeq names its product Chs4p (gene CHS4). Gene Ontology annotation, molecular function: protein binding. Bases 1 to 2385 code for a protein of 794 amino acids. The record is from RefSeq and is a predicted model, not a curated record. NCBI's taxonomy places the organism in Eukaryota, Fungi, Ascomycota, Pichiomycetes, Serinales, Debaryomycetaceae. The transcript has a single exon.
AUGAGUUCAAGUUCUGCACAUCCUUAUCGUCAAGUCACUUCUUCCAGCAGUAGUGCAACAACUACAGGCACGUCCACUACUCCAUAUCCCCUCCUGGACUUCAACCAAGCUAGCCAAAGUGAUCGCUCUGAUAGUUCGCCCAGUAUGACCGAGGUUACCUCUGGUAUGGAAGAUUUGCAUUUACCUCCUAAUCAUAACAGCAAGCCAUAUAUACCGCACGGCAAUCAACAACAACAACAACAACAGCAUCAGCAGUCACAAUAUGGCUCAGAAAAAGUUCAUCAAUAUGGGUAUGAACCUAUUCCCCCACCCCAGCACCAAUAUCAGUACCAUCACCAGCAACAACAACCACAGCAAAAUUACGCGCGUCAUGCAUCAGCGCCACAGCAUCAACAACAACAACAACAACAACCACAGCAGCAACAGCAACCACAACAGCAUUCUCAAAGACACAAGUAUAAAAGCUUAUUAGAUGAUGGUUCCGGUGACAAGCAACAGCGUUUAUCCAGUUUACCUAUUCAUUUGGUACCAAAUGUUUCCCACUCGUCCUCAAACAACUCUUCUCCUAGAAUGACUGGUCAAAUAUCACCAAGCCAACAACAUUUCUACCAGCAAGACCAACAACAACAACAACAACAACAGCUGCAGCAGCAACACCCCCAGGAGGAACAGUCCUCCUACCCGGUUGUGUUUAACUCGCCUACAAUUGGUAUCACAUCGCCAUCUUCGGCGCCAUAUCCUCUUUAUGACUCCACUUCAGCAUCACCUCCACCAGUAUUUGCAAACAAGGAUAAUGGUAUUUCGUCGCCACCUUCCAACCCAUUAUCGGCUACUUCUUCGGUAGUCAAUCUCAAUCUCAACAACAGCAAUGCAAACACAUUGGAUCAUCAAGUUUUCAGUAGAUCAGAAAACAACUUGAGUACACCAUCAGUCGCUGUGUCUACCAGCAACAAUAAAUAUGGCCACAAUCGUUCAGUUUCAUCUACAUCGUCGUUUUUCUAUGAUCGUAAUGAUAACUCAUCCAUGAUUGACUUCAAUCAGAAUGUGAUUCAACUGUAUCUCGGUUCAAACUCGGCCAACUUGUUACCCAGAAUCAAGACGUUGGAAUUGUAUCGGAAAAAUGCCAAAAAAUCAAACGAUCCAAAUGUAUUGUUUCAGUAUGCACAAUAUAUGUUGCAAACGGCAUUGAUGUUGGCUGUUGAAUCAUCGUCUACGACAGCAUUAGCAGCAAAUGGUGCUGCUGCUGGUGUUGGUGGUAGUUCUAGUUCAGGUAGCAACACCCCCUUGAACAAUGGGUCAAUUGAAAAUUCACCUCGCAAGCCAGACGCUUCAAGUAAAGACAAACACAAAAAGAGUAAAUCUAUCGACUUCUCCACUAUUGAGGUUGAAGGCAAUGAAAAGAAGUUGCGUAGAGCGUUCUUAAAGGAAGCAGUGUACUACUUGAAGAAAUUAUCAGAUAAAGGGUACACUGAAGCUCAAUAUUUAUUGGGAGACGCUUAUAGUUCCGGUGCAUUGGAUAGAAUUGAUAAUCGAGAUGCAUUUGUUCUUUUCCAGGCAGCAGCCAAACAUGGGCAUGUGGAAAGUGCAUAUCGCACGUCAUACUGUUAUGAAGAAGGGUUGGGUACCGGUAGAGAUGCGAGAAAGGCUGUUGAAUAUUUGAAAAUUGCCGCUUCGAGGAAUCAUCCAUCGGCAAUGUACAAAUUGGGGGUGUAUUCAUUCUACAGCCGGAUGGGAUUGCCCAACGAUAUGAAUACCAAGAAAAUGGGUAUCAAGUGGUUGACUAGAGCCACCAACGUUGCUACUGAACUAACAGCGGCAGCUCCGUACGAGUUGGGUAAAUUGUACUAUCACGGAUUCAAAGAUAUCGUAUUGCAAGAUGUCAAGUAUGGAUUGGAAUUGUACGCACAAGCAGCAUCAUUGGGCCAUACACAAUCAGCCGCGAUAUUGGGUCGUCAUUACGAAAUUGGUGAAGUUGUCCCUCAAGACUCAAACUUGUCGAUCCAUUACUACACCCAAGCUGCACUUGGAGGCGAUCCAAAUUCAAUGUUGGCCAUGUGUGCAUGGUACCUCGUUGGGUCCGAUCCGUAUUUGCCCAAGGAUGAACAAGAGGCAUUUGAAUGGGCAAAAAGAGCAGCCAUGUGCAAUUUACCAAAAGCUCAAUUUGCCUUGGCCAAUUUCUAUGAAAAGGGUAUUGGAUGUGUUCAGAAUAGUAAAGAAGCACAGACUUGGUACACUAAAGCAGCCGAGAAUGGCGAUGCCAAGUCGUUGGCUCGGUUGAAUGAUAAAGAAGCUGCAGCAAAGAUUCAAAAGAAGUUGAAGAAGAGACCAGUUGUUAGUGAUGCUGAUGGAAGCGCGGCUCAGGAGAAGGACUGUGUUAUUAUGUAG